This is a messenger RNA of Mustela erminea (ermine), 942 nucleotides long. Its product is annotated as olfactory receptor 4D1. The transcript has a single exon. Gene Ontology annotation, biological process: G protein-coupled receptor signaling pathway. NCBI's taxonomy places the organism in Eukaryota, Metazoa, Chordata, Mammalia, Carnivora, Mustelidae. The coding region runs from base 7 to 942 and encodes 311 amino acids. Gene Ontology annotation, cellular component: membrane. The record is from RefSeq and is a predicted model, not a curated record. Gene Ontology annotation, molecular function: olfactory receptor activity; G protein-coupled receptor activity.
GAUCCCAUGGAAGCACAGAAUAUCACACAGGUGUCAGAGUUUGUCCUCAUGGCAUUCUCACAGACCCACGAGCUCCAGAAAUUUCUGUUCCUGGUGUUCCUGUUUGUCUAUAUCACCACUGUUGUGGGAAACAUCCUUAUCAUGGUCACAGUGACUUCUGACUCCCGACUCCACAGCCCCAUGUAUUUUCUGCUCCGAAAUCUGGCUGUCAUAGACCUUUGCUAUUCCACAGUGACUUCUCCAAAGAUGCUGGUGGACUUCUUUCAUGAGGUCAAGACCAUCUCCUACCAGGGCUGCAUGGCCCAGAUCUUCUUCUUCCACCUCCUGGGAGGUGGGACCGUCUUCUUCCUUUCAGUAAUGGCCUAUGACCGCUACAUAGCCAUUUCCCGGCCCCUCCACUAUGUCACCAUCAUGAACACUCGAUUGUGUGUGUGCUUGGUGGUGGCUGCUUGGGUAGGGGGAUUUGUUCACUCCAUUGUCCAGCUGGCUCUGAUGCUCCCAUUGCCUUUUUGUGGCCCCAACAUUCUGGAUAACUUCUACUGUGAUGUCCCCCAAGUGCUGAGACUUGCCUGCACGGACACCUCCCUCCUGGAGUUCCUCAUGAUCUCCAACAGUGGAAUGCUGGUCCUCAUCUGGUUCCUUCUCCUUCUGAUAUCUUACACGGUCAUCCUGGUGAUGCUGAGGUCCCACUCAGGGCAGGCGAGGAAGAAGGCAGCUUCCACCUGCACCACCCACAUCAUUGUAGUGUCUAUGAUCUUCAUUCCCUGUAUCUAUAUCUACUCCCGGCCCUUCACCCCCUUCCCCAUGGACAAGGCUGUGUCCAUCAGCUACACGGUUAUGACCCCCAUGCUCAACCCCAUGAUCUACACACUGAGGAAUCAGGAGAUGCAGGCAGCCAUGAAGAGAUUAGGCAAGCGCCUUGUAAUAUGUAACAAGGAAUGA